Molecule: messenger RNA, 1408 nt
Organism: Danio aesculapii
Lineage: Eukaryota; Metazoa; Chordata; Actinopteri; Cypriniformes; Danionidae
Exons: 3
Coding region: 1-1395 (464 amino acids)
Source: RefSeq, a predicted model, not a curated record
AUGUCAAGCAUUGCAUGUUCAGUUCGAGGCUGCCACAACAAUUGGAUAAAGAGGAGAAACCAAGUACACCAACAGUGUUACGAACACAGUGUGACCCGGUCGGAGUGUUGUGGUGCACCUUACGAUUUACAUCCGCCGUCUAAAGAAGAUGAGCACCUGAGGCAAUGGCUGAAGGCGCUCAAUUUAAAGCAGCCACCCAAGCGCCCUUACGUGUGUUCUUACCAUUUCGUUUAUGGGAAGCCGACUGACAGACACCCUUACCCCGAGAAACAGCUCAGCUACAAAGCUCCGGUAAAAAAGCCACGCCGGGUGCUGAAAAGGUUGUCCGAUACAGAUCCAUCAGUGGCUGCCAGUAAUGCGGUGGACAGCUGUGAGGAUUACCUUUUGUGCAUGCCCAUGAACUGUGAAGCAGAAACACAAUGGGAGGAUCUAUCCAUCUCUGACCACAUCUACAUGAAGUCACAGCUCAAACUGAAGCCACCUACAAGUGAUUUGGGAACCCAGUGCAAUGAGUCAGUGCCACUGUAUGUAACUCUACUAAGAAAAAAUGACCUUUGUCAGCUCUACAUAGGGUUGACAUUGGAUGCAUUUCAUUCAGUUGCAGAGCACCUUACAAUUACAUACAGCAACAGCUUCCAGCUUCAUCCUUGGGAUCAGCUCCUAAUGACUCUGAUGAAGUUGCGUCUUAAUUUACUGCAGAGUGAUCUUGCUGAAAGGUUUGUUGUUUCUCAAUCCAUUGUAAGCAGGGUGAUUUCAUGUUGGAUUGACAUCAUGGAGGAGAACAUGAGGGAUUACAUACCAUGGCUUCCCAAGGAAACAAUCCAAGCAACGAUGCCUCAGUGCUUCAGAGAACAAUUUCCAAAUACAACCUGCAUUAUUGACUGUUCUGAGACACCACUUCAAAAGCCACACAACCUUGACUCAAGAGGUGAGUCCUACAGCCAUUACUAUGGGCAGAACACAAUCAAAUACCUGGUCUCCAUUGCACCAUGUGGACUCAUCAUGUUCAUCUCACCUGCGUAUGGAGGAAGGUGCAGUGAUAAAUUCAUAACUGCAAACUCUGGUUUCCUUGAAUACCUUCGUCCAGGAUAUGAAGUUAUGGCAGAUAGAGGCUUCAUGAUGAGUGAUCUCCUCUAUGAAAAAAAAGUGAAACUGGUUAUUCCAGCAUUCACUAAGAAAGGCAUGCAACUCUCGGAGGAAGACACCACCAACACUAGGCGCAUUGCCAAUGUACGUGUCCAUGUUGAGCGGGUAAUCUGUAGACCGAAAACCUUCAAAGUCCUCUCUCAAACAGUUCCAAUCAACCUCACUCCUAAAAUUGACAAAAUUUUGAGAAUUUGUGCAGCCCUGUGUAACCUACGUAGCGACAUAAUUUCUGAUGUAGAGGAUGAAUAAAUGUUGAUUUGUA